AACAUCUUCAGGCCAAUCCUAAUAUUUAUCCUUACACCUCUCAAAACAAUCCGACCCGAAUUACGCCGGGGCUCCGUGUCAGGAUGCAUGGAACACCAAGACCCCCGAGAAGCCCAUUGAUCAUCCUCGCCGGACUCGGAACCGCAAUGCCGCCUUCUCCUUAAAACAAGUCCGGCAAGCCACGCAGAAGUUCUGCAAGUCGGAUCUAAACCACCCAACUCCCCAACCCGACAGGUUAUUGAGCUCCGGUAAAUCCCAUGGGGUCUCUUCUUUCUCGGGCUCUUCGAAAGCCAAACCCAAGAAGCCUACUCACCCAGUAAAGCUACCAGAAAAGUACGAAUUGUUAGAUACGUUCUUUAGUAGCUUGGACAGUCUGCUGCAGUUUAAGAGUUCUUCCACAACAUUCACAAACAUUAGUUCCAAAAUUGAGUGGUUAACUGAUAGGAGAUUUUCUUACGCUCAUUUAGCGCAGCUGAAGUUUAUUUUACCUGAGGCAAUUGAGAUUAAAAAAAUCCUUGUGUGCGAUGAACGUACGUAUUGUAUGAAGCCUGAACUUCAUAUUGCAUUAAAUGCUAAUGCAGUUGAAAUUGACGAGAAGCUGAAAUCAAGUAGUAGCUCUGAUCAGCAAAGGAAAGUCUUCCGGACACGGCUUUUGAACUUUUUAAUAUCCCAUCCUCAGGGAGAUGACAUUCCAGAGGAAGCACUACCUGGACCAUUCGGUGAGUCAAGGCACGAAGUAUUGACAAAUUCAUCUGGAUCAGCUGGCUCACAGUUGAUAAGUGAAACACCAAUUGGUUCAGUGCCGGAGCAGCAAGCAUCUGCAUCUCACCUGUCUCAAUCUUUCAAAAGAAGAUUUUCAUGCCAAGUAUCAAUUGGUGAAACGGAGAAUGCCAAGCAACACCCACCAGUCACGGAAUGCCAAAUAGCUAAAAGUUCCAAUAACAAAAGAACCUCAACAGCUUCUGAUAAAUGCCCUUCUAAAAUGCCUACAACGCAAACUAGCACAGUUAAAAACUCAUCGCAAGUGGUUGCUUUCGAUACUUUACUGCUGUCUCCUCUGCCUGCCACUCCAAUGAAGAAUAUAAAGGGCGAUGAUGGAUAUGCUUUAUUAACUGCUGAAGGAACUCAAGAAGGACUUACAUCUACACCAGAAAAACUGAUGACUUCUACCCCUAUGCCUCAAUCCCCCAAGAGAUGUACGAGUCCUAAUAGUGAUUCAACUGAAUCACCAAGCAAGCUAGUUAGGCGACCUCCUUGUAAUAGGUCUUUGAACUUCAAUACUCCUGUGAAGAGUUCAAAGGUUACUGAUAAAGCGUGUGAGGGUGCAGGAUUGCCAAUAAAUAGUGAUAUCAUCGACAUUUUUCUGAAGGAUCUUCUGCAGUCGAUACUACAAAAAGAGAGGAAGAAGCUAGAGGAGCAAGAUCCAGCCUUAUCCCAAGCAAAAUGGCGCAAGCAGAUGAUUUCAAGCUUGCCUAAAUUUUUUGACAUGAUAUAUUUCCUAUUUCAAUCAGGAAGACGCAUGGUGAUUACAAAAGAGAAACUUAUUCAUAAAGUAAUUUCAAGCCAUCUAGAGAUUGCUGAUAGAAGAGAAGUUGAAGAGAAACUCAGCUUAUUGCAAGAACUUGCUCCUGAAUGGAUUUACAAAAAGGUGGCAGCUAGUGGAGAUCUUCUCUUAUGUGUUAACCAGAUAUCAAGUCCUAAAGAACUACGCACAAGACUAGCUGAAGCGAAAUUAGAGAAACAAGAAGAUGGUCGUAUAUAAAACUUUGUUAAAUUAGAUUAACAAUUCAAUAUAUUCUUCUCUAGUGCAGCAUUCAUGGAUGCAGAUUGCAGCAGUACCGUUUAGUACAGUGCAAUUAUUAUUUAACCAAGACCUAAGUCAGCUUGCAAGUUAGGGCUAAUAAGGGCUACUGUUUGAAGAUUUAGAUAUGUUCUCCUUGUAUAUAGUACUGAGCUUCUCUUGGAAUAAGAUUUUGUUAGUCCUUGUA
Molecule: messenger RNA, 1988 nt
Organism: Nicotiana tabacum (common tobacco)
Lineage: Eukaryota; Viridiplantae; Streptophyta; Magnoliopsida; Solanales; Solanaceae
Product: CDT1-like protein a, chloroplastic
Biological process (GO): regulation of DNA-templated DNA replication initiation; DNA replication checkpoint signaling; DNA replication preinitiation complex assembly
Cellular component (GO): nucleus
Molecular function (GO): DNA binding; DNA polymerase binding
Source: RefSeq, a predicted model, not a curated record